Pararge aegeria (speckled wood butterfly) is the source of this 1475-nucleotide messenger RNA. RefSeq names its product G patch domain-containing protein 4. NCBI's taxonomy places the organism in Eukaryota, Metazoa, Arthropoda, Insecta, Lepidoptera, Nymphalidae. Gene Ontology annotation, molecular function: nucleic acid binding. Bases 234 to 1349 code for a protein of 371 amino acids. The transcript has 5 exons. The record is from RefSeq and is a predicted model, not a curated record. Gene Ontology annotation, cellular component: nucleolus. Gene Ontology annotation, biological process: regulation of ribosome biogenesis.
CACUGUUCUUUGGUGGUUAUUACUUAUUUCUUCAAUUCUUGUAGGUUAGAAAUAUUUGGUAUUUUUGUACAUAGGUACCUAAUGUUUCUUUGGAAAUUGCGAUGUUAUAUUUGUUUAAAUUAAUUGUUUUUGUAAUAUGAAAAUACAGCAAAUCUUGUGUACUGCUUCAGCGCUUAUCACAAGAUUUAAGCAUACUCCGCAAACUUACUUAAUAUAGUUAUCUAAAAAAUAAAAUGGAAUUCGCAAGAAAACAACUGGAAAAAUACGGUUGGAGUGAUGGCAAAGGUCUGGGCAAAUAUGAAACUGGCAUAUCAGAACCACUGAAGGCAAAAAUAAAGCACAGUCUUACAGGUGUUGGAUACGAUCCUGCUGCAGACUUUACUGAACAUUGGUGGAGUACCUUGUAUGAUAAAGCUGCAAGCAAUUUAGAGGUGGAGAAUAAAGAUGGGAAAACAAAAAAAAUACAAAGGAAGAGCAAAGAUGAAUUUGAAAUAACAAACAGCACAUGGAAGUUGAAAAAAAAGAAAAAGGAAAUUCCCAAAGACAAUGAGCAGUAUUCAGAAUUGUUUGUUAAGACUGCUGUUAUUGGGCAAGGUGGUGAUAUAACAACUAGAGUCAGAGACUCUGAUUCGGAAUCUGAUGAUGAAGAUGACACCAAGGACAAAGUAAAAUUGACAGAUGAAGAAUUAUACGUAGCCUGCCAGGGGAGAACAGCUCAUAAAGGUGCACGUCAUGGUCUAAAGGCAUUAGGCAAGCUUUUAAGGAUAGAACAGCAAGAGCAAAUUCUUAUACAACAGCUAAAAUACAAAGGGUACACACAGCAUGAGAAAAUAAAAUAUAUUUGUAAAGAAGACUCUCAAAUUGUUGAAGAUGCAAAUUUAAACAGCCAAACUGAGAUGAAUCCUAUUAAAAAGAAAAAUAAAAAGAAAAAAAUACGAUGCACCAGUACAGUUACAAGAAGCAAUGAAAUACAAGAAGCUGAACAGGUACCAAAAGACAGUGAGGCAGUGUAUGAAAAUGAUUUAGUAAGUGGUAGAAAACCUACAAAAUCAAAACACAAAACUGAUGAAGAAAACACUCAGGCUGAGAUUCCAGAGGAGACAGAAAUAAUGAAAACAAGAAAGAAGAAGAAGUAUCAAUGCGAUAGAACAGAUGAUUGUGUAAAUGUACAAGUAAUUGAUAAUUUAUCAAAUGACAGUGUUACUAAGAAUGAAAAUAAUGCAUUAAUAAUUGGUAGAAUAUCUGCAAAAUUGAAAUGCAAAGUUAAUGUUGAUAUUCCAGAUCAUGAAGGUUUGAAAAGGAAAAAAAAGAAAAAAAAUCAUCAUGACAAGAUAGAAGACACAAACUGAAUAAUUGAAAUCAAAAACAAAGUUGUUGAAUGCGAACACAUGCGAAAUUCCAAGAGGCUGACAAAAUAAACAAAAAUGCCACAUCGUUUUUUUCAUUAAAAUCAUCUGAAUUUAUAUUACAUGUAU